This is a messenger RNA of Pelobates cultripes (western spadefoot toad), 1112 nucleotides long. NCBI's taxonomy places the organism in Eukaryota, Metazoa, Chordata, Amphibia, Anura, Pelobatidae. The record is from the annotation of a GenBank genome assembly.
AUGUCACGGAAAUUCCAACCUGCACCGCUCAGGUUCUGGUCCAAUAACAUAAGAGGCCUAAACAUCCCUGAGAAGCACACACAACUUCUGCGGACGCUGUGGUCCCAGAGGAUCUCCGUGGCAUUUCUGCAGGAGACCCACUUUAAAGAUGGGUGCGCUCCCGCGCUACAAGAUAAAAGAUUUCCCCAGGGCUUUUUCGCGAACCACCAGGACUCCAAAAGAUCAGGAGUGGCGAUCCUUUUUGCGGGGACGGUGCCUUUUCAAUGCACCGCCACACAGGUGGACCCACUGGGAAGAUACCUCUUCAUAAAAGGAACCAUAGCGGAACGCCCGUAUACCCUAGCCAAUGUGUAUUGCCCCAAUCGGGGUCAACACACAUUCCGGGCUCGGGCGAUAGCCCGUUUAGAAAAAUUCAAGGAAGGCUUACUGAUAUUAGCGGGUGAUUUGAACACUCCCCUGGACCCCCGAGUAGACACAUCAAGGGGUAACAGCACCAUACCAGACCACUGCAUACGCAGGACCAAACAAACAAUAGACUCGGCCUGACCGACUGCUGGCAGGCGGUGCACCCUGACAGCAGAGACUAUACCUGCUACUCCGCCCCCCACAAUCAAUACAGCAGGAUAGAUUACAUCUUUAUCGCACAGGAAUGCCUCCCCCUGCUCAUUUCCGCAGACAUAGUAAUCCAAGGAGACUCUGACCACUCUCCCGUGUCCAUCCAGUUUCAAUCACCCCUCUUCAAGCAGAAGGAACGCCAUUGGCGACUAAAUGAAACCAUACUAUCCGAUACAAAAUGCUCGAUGCUGACCACGCAAGUACUCACCCAAUACUUCGAAACCAACACCGCCCCGGAAGUAUCCCCAUUGAUAACAUGGGAGGCACAUAAAUGUGUAGUUAGGGGGCACUACAUAAAUCUUUGCACGCAGCGCAAACGGGAGAACACCAGACACAUCCUGGAACUGACCAAACGGAUAACCGAACUUGAAACCACACAUAAAAGGGAAUUGACAGAAGAAGUUUACCUCCAUCUGACCGACGCGAGGAGACAGCUUAGUGACAUACUCUUUCAGGAGUUACUCAAAGUGGUACGCAGGUCCCACCGCUAUUUUUAG